GACUUGUGCAACUGCACUGGUGAAUGAGGAAGAACGUAUACGUAAGUGUCCGAGCCGAGUUGUUUUGGUUUUGAAGGUGAGCGCAUCUGCCGUUUCUCGUCACGAUGCUCUAGCAGUACCAGCGUUGGCCUAAAGUGUCAUAAUUUACUCAUUUACAAGAGGAAACCCACUCUCUGGACACUGCAUCCCAUCCAACCCCCAAUACUACAAUACUGCUGCGUUGAGAUGAGAAGUAGGUUAGCUUAACGUAAACAAACCGCUGCCGGCACCCCAUGAGUCCCACCUCUGCAGUGUAUGCUAUAAUUUGCGAGGCUGCCAGGUCUGUCAUGCGCUGAAGGGGAACUUUGGCACCGUGACUUCAGGCUGCUCCAUGAACAACCUUAAUGAUCCUCCACGGUGGAACAUAGCGCCUGAGCCGAGAGGAGGUGCGGCUGACGGGGGGAAAUGGAACUACGCGCUCCUUGUGCCAAUGCUGGGCCUAGCGGCCUUUCGCUGGAUAUGGUCAAGGGAGUCUCAGCGGCAGAUCUACGCUGUGAAGAUGCGGCAUGACCAAGACGUGGCGGCGGUGACGCGCGACAUGGAGCUGAAGUACCGCGACGCCCUGCGCGAGACCCAGCGCUCGGCUGCCCAGCUGGAGCUGGCCCUGGAGAAGGAGCGGCAGCGCGUGCAGGGCUACCGCCAGGCCCUGGCCGCCCAGAGCCAGCAGCUCGUGGAGGAGCGCAAGCACCUGCAGAGCCAGCAGCAGGAGCUGGAGCAGGAGAAGGCCCGGCAGGUGGACACCGGGGUGGCCGCGCAGGUGCUCCGCCAGGCCCUCGCCCAGGAGGAGGAGAGGAGCCGGCGGGCCCAGGCGGCUCUCGGAGACCUGGAGGAGCUGCUGGUGGAGAGGCAGGGGGCCUUCUGCAACCUGCUGCGGCCCAGGGAGCACCGCCACGAGAUGGAGAAGGACCUGCUGCUGCGCGUGGCCAAGCAGCCCGAGCUCCGGGAGUUGGGGGAGCUGGAGACGGACCUCAGGGACAUCUUCAAGAACGACAAGCACUGCGGCGACCGGCUGAAUCUGAGGGACAAGAGGAAGAACGGCAGCCUGAUGUGGCUCUACCUCAGGUACUGGCAUCUGCAGGUGACACUGCAGAAGCACCAGAGAGCCGAGACGGCACUACGAGCCGCCACCGACGGCACUCAACCCAAGUGACCUUUUUUGCUGUGAACUCUGAAAGCCAUAACUUGUUUGUUUAGUGUGUUCUUCCAGUAUCAACAUCACCGCCCUUUCAAGUCAAAUGACAGAUAUCAGAUAUCUUCAGAAGUCCUCUAGGAUGCACACGUCCUUGCUAGUGAUGAAGUUGCACUGCUAAAGGUAAAUGCUUUUGGUUCAAGUAUGGCCAAGAACAACUGACAGACUGCUUAGUUUGUUCUUCCAGUGCCACCAUCCUAUAGGUAAAGUUUCACGACUCAUCCACCAUAGUCCAGCCCUUGCUAGUAAUGAAGAUGUGCUGUUGGAGGAUCACAGCGAUAAUUGGUACCUCACAGAGGUAAUUGCUUUUGGAUAAAGAAUAUAUGGUCAAGAACACUAUAAAAGUACCACCGUCUCACAAGUAAUGUUUAACUACUCACAUCCACUAUAGUUCAGAUAGGAGGUCGGCAUGUCAUUCAGGAUAAUAAAUUAAGCACAACCAAGGCGUCUUUGUGCAAGAACAAUUUUUUUUAUCAGAAAUCUCUGCGCAUUGGCUGCUGUCAAAGGCACUACAGCCGUAUGCAGCAUUGUGAUUUUUGUUUUCAGUCUAAAGUCAAGGUGGAGAACGAACCGCUUUGUUUACUUGUAGACGUCUGAUGCAGACUGUAGAUCCCAUUUUGUCACCUAAAAUGAAAUUGCUGCCAAUGUAAUGAAUUCCUCAGUGAAAAAGUGGUUGCACUGUGUGUUAUGAUGCACCUGGCCUGUAAAGGCCACCUAUGACACUUAUGAACAUAAUGUUCUCUCCUGCUUGUUAUCAUCAAUACUGAGGUAUUAAAAUAUGCAUAGUAUAAAAGAUGUGUAAGAGUUUUUUCCCAUUCAUAUUGUUUCAGCAGUCAGGGGGAUCUCUCUAAAAUCCAUAAUCAGGGCAAGAUUGGGUAAACCUGAAGAGUUCUUGGAAAUUUCAGUUGCUG
Molecule: messenger RNA, 2139 nt
Organism: Engraulis encrasicolus (European anchovy)
Lineage: Eukaryota; Metazoa; Chordata; Actinopteri; Clupeiformes; Engraulidae
Gene: ccdc127a
Product: coiled-coil domain containing 127a
Exons: 5
Coding region: 371-1189 (272 amino acids)
Source: RefSeq, a predicted model, not a curated record